Messenger RNA from Symsagittifera roscoffensis, 564 nucleotides. RefSeq lists its product as uncharacterized. Gene Ontology annotation, cellular component: cytosol. Gene Ontology annotation, biological process: formation of translation preinitiation complex; formation of cytoplasmic translation initiation complex; translational initiation. The record is from RefSeq and is a predicted model, not a curated record. The transcript is spliced from 2 exons. Gene Ontology annotation, molecular function: GDP-dissociation inhibitor activity; translation initiation factor activity; eukaryotic initiation factor eIF2 binding. Bases 1 to 564 code for a protein of 187 amino acids. NCBI's taxonomy places the organism in Eukaryota, Metazoa, Xenacoelomorpha, Acoela, Convolutidae.
AUGUCUGGAAUGGUCAACGUCAACUCGGAGGUUACCGACUCCUUCUAUCGGUACAAGAUGCCCCGAAUCCUAGCACAGGUGGAGGGAAAAGGAAAUGGAAUCAAAACUGUUACUGUCAAUAUGGUGGACAUUGCGAAGGCGCUCAGCCGACCACCAGCUUUUAAGUAUAAUGGCACAAACAAUGGAAUCAGGCUAGAAACAGUCAUCUCCGAUCUGGAUUAUGCAGAUGACAUCUGCUUACUAGAGGACAACGCCGAUGAUGCCCAAUCCCUACUAAAUAGAGUAGUCGCCGCCGCAAAAGAAGUCGGCCUCAUUGUCAAUGCCAGCAAGACCAAGUGCAUGGUUACCCGAACUGACCAAGCAGUGCUGUACCUCGACUGCAACCCGCUCGAAAACGUCAUUGAGUUCGUCUACCUCGGAAAUCGGAAAUCGUCCAACGGCAACAUAGCAACAAAAGUACAAAACAAGAUCGCACGCACCACUGCCAACAGCUCUAGAUUAGCAAAAUUCUGGAAGAACAAAGGAACAAGGGAGGGAGAGGCCGAAGAUCAACAAACGCGAUGA